This is a messenger RNA of Drosophila innubila, 756 nucleotides long. RefSeq lists its product as uncharacterized. The record is from RefSeq and is a predicted model, not a curated record. The transcript has 2 exons. NCBI's taxonomy places the organism in Eukaryota, Metazoa, Arthropoda, Insecta, Diptera, Drosophilidae. The coding region runs from base 14 to 667 and encodes 217 amino acids.
UAGAACGUUGAAAAUGCUGAUCGCUGCAGUUGUUUUGUGUGUGUCCUGCGGUCUAUGUUUUGGCCAGGCCUACAGUCUCCCACCUGUAGUACAGCUGGGAGGUGCAGUUGUGGCUCUUGAACAGGACACGGAACAGGAGAAGGCUGCAUCGGAGCAGCGUCUAGCUCGUGUGUGGUUAGAGCAGGCAGACCAGCUGCUUCGAAAGCUUUUCAAUAAUGAACUCAGCGCUGAGGAAGCUACCAACAUGCUGCAUAGCUGGCCAAACGAAGGUCGCGGCAAGCAGCACAAAAACAAGAAGCUACUAAAGACGCUCUAUCCACUAUUUGGUGCUGCUGUGCUGGCCAAGUUGAUUUUGUUGCCCUUGAUCUUGAAAUGGCUAACGGCGCUCUCGGCCUCAUCAUUUGUCAUGGGCAAAAUCGCGCUGGCAUCCGCUGGCCUCUUGGCACUCAAGUCUAUAUUGUCGAGUGGGCAUGCGAGAGACCGACUGGAGAUUAUUCAUUCCUCAGCUCCAACAUUCAAGAGCUAUCAUAGUGAUCUGUCGUCCAGCGACAGCAGUUGGAUGCCCAUUAGACGACCCUUUAUUCCCAUUGGCAUGUCGAAGGAUGCCACGUUUCGAGUUCCGCCAACCGGCAUCAAAGCCCAGGAUUUGUAUAAGCCAUUUCUAUAGGCAAAUUAAAUGAGAGUUUGUGUUAGUAUCAGUAACCGUUAGUGUUAGCCAGCAAUAAAGAUAAUCAUAAUAAUAAUAAAGCCACAUAA